CACAGCUUGGCGCGGGCGGUGGCGCGGGCGGUUAAGCGGCAAGCACAAGUGACGCAAGGCGUGCAAAAUGUAUAUGAUGAUGAGGAUUAUCUUUUGGCGUUGAUCUUGAAAGAUAAAUUAGAAGAAACAGAGUGCAAAAAAAAACUGAAAGAAUACUGCAAAGGUUUAAGAACUAUAAAUCCUGGAUUAGAUAAAGUAGAUGAAAAACUACAGAAAGUAUGUAAAGAAGAUAAAACAGCAGAAAAAAAGUGCACAGGAUUAAAAGAAAAGAUUAAAGCAAAAUGCACCGUAUUCAUGAAUGAACUUAAAACAGAAAGUGGAAAAAGUAUUUCAAAAUUGAAAGACAACGAUUGCAAAAAUAAUGAGCAAAAAUGUUUGUUUUUAGAAGGAGCAUGCUCUGAUGAUCUUAAAGAGAAGUGUAAUGACUUAAGAAAUAAAUGUUAUCAAAAGAAACGUGAUGAAGUGGCAGAAAAAGCUCUUUUAAGAGCGCUUAAUGGUGAUCUUAAAGAUAAGGACCUGUGCAAAAAAAAGAUUGAAAAUGUUUGUCUUUUGUUAGGCCAAGAAAGUAACGAAUUAAUGCAAAAAUGUUUUGAUACAGAAUCUCUAUGUACAUCUUUAGUACAAACAAUAAAGGAUAAAUGUGCUUCUUUAAAAACGGAGAUAGGAAAAGUACUAACUACUGAUGGGAAGUUACAAAAAAAAGAGCAUUCUUUACUUGAAAAAUUACUUGAAAAAUGUCAUUUCCACUAUGAGAGCUGUAAAACAGAAAAUCCAGAUUGUAAUAACUUGAAAAAGAAAUGUAAAGAUGCAGGAAUAACUUAUAUACCACCAGGCUUAAAAUUUGAUCCUACAAAACCAGAAGCUACACUGGCGGAAAAAAUAGGUUUGGAAGAACUUUACAAAGAAGCGGCAAGACAAGGAGUUGUAAUUCAAAGAGCACUGGAAAGAGAUAUUGUUGAUCUAUUAGUGUUUCUGUCAGGAAGUAACCCUUUUGAUGACACACAAUGCCAGAGUGUACUCAAUACUAAAUGUAGUUCUAUUGAAUAUCUAACACAGGGUCUAAAAGAUUUAUGUGGAAAUAAGAGCAAUUAUACAAAGAAAUGUAAAGAAUUUAAAGAAGAAUUUCAAGAAACAAAGGACUCUCUGGAAGUAAAGUUUAGAAGCAAUUUAUUUGAAAAAGAAAUUAAAUUAUGGGGUGAAUUACCGAAAUUUCUUACAGAAAAUGAUUGUGUAGGGUUACAAUCAGACUGUUUUUAUUUUGAAGGCCAAACAGAUUUUGAAAAAAUAUGUAAGAAUGUUAAAGCAGCGUGUUAUAAAAAAGGCCUUGAUGCAUUAGCAAACCAAGCAUUACAAGACAAAAUGAGAGGGAAAUUCCAUAAUAGAAACGAUACAUGGUUUGAAACACUUCAAAAAGAUUUGGUAAAGACAUGUGUAGAUUUCAAAGGGGAGAGCGAUGAAUUAUUCGUUUUAUGUGUAAAACCAACAGAAGGAGCUCUUACAGUAUUAACGGAUUUACAUACGAGGACAAACUUGUUGCAAGGAGAUUUAAAUGAAAGACGAGAUUUUCCUACGAGACAAGAUUGCGAGGAAUUACUGAAGAAAUGUCAAGAUUUAGAACAAGAUUCAGAAGAAAUCAAAUGGCCCUGUCGUACGUUGAAACACCAUUGUAAUAGGCUGGAGAUUGCAGAACAAUUGGAAGAGAGGUUGUUGGAAGAAAAAGUGAAGGAUUUGGACAAGUUCGAUUUAUGUUUAGAAAAUUUAGGAAAACGAUGCCAUGAAUGGAGUAAAAGAGGAAGAACUCGUUUUGCUCUUGCAUGUGUAGCACAGAAUAUUACUUGCAAGAUUCUUACAAAAAGCGUAGAAUCUAAGUGUACUACAUUGAAGGCACGUAUGAAAACAAAUGGUGUUUUGGAUAAAGCGAAAGAAGAAAAAACAAUGGAAGAAACAUGUGAUUCUUGGACACCCUAUUGCAGCAAAUUCAUGUCAAGUUGCCAAAGUCUAAUUGCCGGUGAUGGAAAAUGUAAGGAGCUUAACAAGGAAUGUGAAACGUUCAUCAAAAAGAAGGAAUUGGAACUGAAAGUAGUUGAUCAAUUGAAGGGUCAUUUAAAUACAAGAAAAAAAUGUAAAGGGGAGCUUGACAAAUACUGCACACAAUGGGCUAAUGCAAGUAAUGGGCUUGAAACUCUAUGCACUGAUACUACUAAUAGCAAGAACGAUACUGAAGUUAGGAAAAAACUUUGCGAAAAACUAGUAGAACAAGUGAAAAGUCAAUGCCCUGAAUUACAGAAAAAACUUGCAGAGACUAGUAAAGAGUUGGAGAAAAAAGCUAACGAAUAUGAGGAUAUCAAAAAAAAAGCAAAAGAUGCAAUGGAAAAAGCAAAUCUUGUUUUAUCAAAAGCGAAAGUAGAAAACAAUAAAUCGGCAAACGAAGUUGUGCCUAGUGCACCAGCUGUACCCAGCGGAACAAAAGACACGAAGUUGUUUAGACUUAUAAGAAGAGAUGCAACAGUGAAAGUAACAGAAGACGAAGCGAAAGCAUUUGAUUUGGUUGCACAAGCAUUUGGACUCUACGUAGAAUUGAGAGAGAUAUGCCAUGAUUUACUAAAAGGAUGUGGAUUUAAAAAGGAAUGUGAUUGUGAUGAUCUAUGCAAAACGAUAGAAAGUAAAUGCCAUGGAUUGAAGCCACUAGAUGUGAAACCAUACGAAAUAACAACUAAAAACAUAACAACUACAACCACAACCACAACGACGACAACAGAAACCGUUAAAGACGCAAAGGCAACAGAGUGCCAGUCUCUACAGACGACAGAUACGUGGGUCACAAAGACAUCGACCCAUACUAGCACUUCUACGACUACGUCCACAGUCACAUCAAGAAUAACACUCACCUCGACGAGGCGGUGUAAGCCUACGAAGUGUACGACUGGAGACGAUCCAGAGGAUGUCAAGCCAAGUGAAGGUUUAAGAAUGAAUGGGUGGAGUAUAAUGAAGGGGAUGAUAGUAGCAAUGAUGAUUUCAUUCAUGAUUUAG
Molecule: messenger RNA, 3030 nt
Organism: Pneumocystis jirovecii RU7
Lineage: Eukaryota; Fungi; Ascomycota; Pneumocystomycetes; Pneumocystales; Pneumocystaceae
Exons: 1
Source: RefSeq, a predicted model, not a curated record